GCAGGACACACACAGACACACACCCACGGACACACACAGCUCCGGGAACCGGAGAGCAGAGGCCCAUUACAGCCGAGCAGCACCGGGAAGCAGCCGCAGGACGGAAGUUACCGGAACCAGGACUUUCACCGGUUUAUCUGCGGCGCGCGCUUGACCUCAGGUGGAUUAUCGAUCCGUGAUAAUCCUGUCGAUCGGUGUUCUGAGCAUGCGUCCCGCGGGCAGCAGCAGGUAGUUCCGUGCGCCCCCGGUUCGUCUCCGGUUCGUCUCCGGUGUCUUCAGCGGCUCCGUCCGUCUCUGCGCGCCCCGCCGGCCGGUCGGUCCCUCCAGCCCCCCCGGUCAUCCGCCCGCUGCGGCACCAUGAUCAGCUCCGAGGCCCUGCGGCCGGCCAGCAACGGCCGGAAGCCGCUGGGGAAGCUGGCGUCCCGGCUGGAGGAGGUGAAGAACCCGUGGCGGCAGGUGUCCACGCUGGAGCUGAGCCACAACGAGGCGGCGCGGCUCGCCACGGACGCGCUGCUGGAGCUCGGCGAGAAGGAGUACCGGAGGGUUCUGGCCGAGGAGCGGGAGCUCAACUUUCUGUCCCCGCUGGAGAUCCACUACAUCAGCCAGAAUGCGGCCAGCAAGACCAGCCCCGACAGCAACGGCGCCGCGGGGCCCAACGAGCGCGACUUCGGCGACGGAGACGCGGUGUCCGAGCUCACCUCCGGGACCUACUUCCCCAUGAUGUCCGACGAGGAGCCGCCGAUGCUGGAGCUCGGCUGGCCCGAGUCUCCGUCCAGAUACGGACCGUCGGAGACGCAGAUCUACUUCCAGAGAGACAAAUCUCACAAUAUUAAAGAUCUGAUCCGGUCCCUGAUCAACAAGGCCAAGAAGGUCAUCGCCGUGGUGAUGGACGUGUUCACCGACGUCGACCUGCUCUGCGACCUGAUGGAGGCGUCCAACAAGCGGCGGGUUCCCGUCUACAUCCUGCUGGACGAGAAGAACCUCGGCUACUUCACCGACAUGUGCUCGGCGCUGGACAUCCAGAACUCCCACCUCAGCAACAUGCGUAUUCGCAGUGUUUGCGGCGACACCUACUGCACCAAGAGCGGCAAGAAGUUCACCGGCCAGGUCCUGGAGAAGUUCAUGAUCAUCGACUGUGAGGAGGUCAUCGCUGGAUCGUACAGUUUCACCUGGCUGUCAGCUCAAGUGCACAGCAACAUGGUGAUGCAUUUCUCCGGUCGCAUCGCCGACAGCUUCGACCGGGAGUUUCGCUGCCUGUACGCCGACUCGCAGAUCAUCGACUGCUUCUUCAACCCGGACGAGGACGGGAUGCCGUAUUACCCAUCGUACCCAGCCAUGAUGGGCCCCGCCAUGGGCAUGGGGCUCAGCCCGGGUCUGACCAUGGAUCUGCUGUCUGACAGGCAGCGGGACAGAGUUUGCUCUGAAAACUCCAGCAGCCAAUCGAGCAACAGCGUCUCCAGCGUGAAGGCGGCGCCCGGAAUGACCGCCAACAACGUCUACAAGGUCACUCAGGGUCACGACAAGAAGGAUCUCGGCGGUGGGCACCUGAGUCCCGAGAGGAGAGGCAGCGGAGGACAAACCCCGACGUCCGGACUCCGAGGCUCAGCUAAUGGAUCCAGUCACAGCCCGAUUCCUGACCGCCCGUCGCCGAAUUACAGUCAGGCGAUGGGCAUCGAGUGGAACAAGCCGAACCCGGCGGACGUCAUGAGGCCAAACAUCGGCGGAACCUCGGCCAAGUUCCAGGCUUUGGGUUUGUACGACCACAAACCGAGCAUGUACCACAACGCCGGUCACAUCCCCGGAGCCCCCAACUCCAACCUCAACUCCAAGAACCCGACGCCGACGCCGGACAGCAAACUCAACUCCAAGCAGCGGACUCCCCCGAACCUCUUCAACAAACUGUCAGACAUGUUCCUGCCGCCCGCCAAAGAAAAAGACGCCUUCAACUUCCGCAGGUCUCCGUCCCCUCACGGCCCGUCGCCGUGGGGAGGACCGGACCUCUCCCAGCCCGAACCGGAGAGCCAGCAGAGCCCGCCGCCGCCGUCACCGUUGUCUCCGAUCGCCUUCAUGAACCGGCAGGACCAGAAGCGAAUGACGCUGGGCCACAGCAAGCUGGACCUGGUAAACCAGUACAACAAGAUGAAGUCCAAGCAGAUUUACAGCCGCUUCGAGCUGAAGAGCAGCAACUAGACCGAAGAACUCGGAACAUCUGACUUUGGCACUUAUUACAACUCGUGGAGAAAAGACUCCAGCAGCUCAGAGGAUGUGUUUCUGAACUUAAACCUUCUUUACAUCUCAAACUCUUCGUCUUCUUCCACAGCUCUGAUGAUGCCUCCAGGAAAUCGAGCUCAGACGGUUUUCCUUUGAGAUUUUUAAAACCAUUCUGCCUCUUUUGUCACACGAGGACCAAUUACAGGUGCAGGAGGGUUUUUUUGGCUUCUUGUUGGUUCGUAGUUUACAAAAGACAUGAAAAGAAAUCAUGUUGUAAAAAUGCAAAAUUCAUCUGUUUCCAACAAUCGCUGUCUGAGUUUUCAAAUUCAGCUAAAAGCUAACACUGUGCGCUGAAGAAUGAAAACAGUGGACAGUGUGAAUGUUGGGCUUUAACACUCCAUGAGGGUUUUUCUUCACCGUUUUAUACGUACCCACGAUCUUGAACUAAAUUUUGAAUUCUCAUUUUUGUGUAAGACUUAAUCUGCGGUAGUUAUUGUGCAGGAUUUUUGUAUUUCCAGUUCGCUCCUCUUAUAAUACAUUCCUGAUCCAGAUGUGGUGACGCCAGAUGUUAGUUGUAGGUACCAGUGAGGCUGAAAAUUCGAGAAACGACAUGAAUGAAUUUAUUUUUACAUAAAUUCUCAUUUAGAAGGAGAACUGCUGCCCACCAUGCGUGCUAACACGGACAUACAAUGUUUUAUUUUGCGAGGCUGAUAGUGCCGGUAGCUGCUAGCGCUAUGAGCUAUCGCUACGUGCUAACACUAGCCUUUGUGAACACUGUGUUUCUAGCACUGCAGAUAGAUGGAGUUAAUAUAAGGGCUGCACUGAACCAAAGAACAUCGUGGACUGAUAUCGACUCUUCUAUUGGUCACAGCGGGAGAAAACUUCUCUCUACCUGCAGCCUUAUUAGCCGAAAUAAAAUAACAAAAAUCUAGCGUUUGCGGCAUAUUAAACCGUUGUAACCUGGUUGUUCCCUACUGAGUUUAUACUCCGCUUGUCGUCCGUUAGUUUGGACAAAAUGCAGAAACACUGAAGACUUCUUUGACGUCGGCUGGUUUGGAGUCGACCUCCAGCAAACGUUUCUUAAAUAUGUCGAAGUCUCCACGAGGUCUUGGGGUGUUCACAGGUAAUCUGGAUUAAUCCCGGAAGGUUGUUGAUGAACUUUUGUCUUCAUAAAAACAACACCAAAGAUUGACGAGCAUCGACGAACCAACCGACCCGGAAGCUACAACGCUUAUAUUACGAUAUAAACACGGAAACGCAGAGUUGAUCAGUCGACUACUUUUUGUCGGAGUUAGACCGUAAAAUGUAAAAACCAUAGCUUUUAGGCCCUUUGCAAAGCCUAAACCUAAAAAUGUUCCGUUUACGUUGUUGUGUGAUGAAGAAAAGCAGCAAAUCCUCUGACUGGAGACGCUGAAAUCUGAGAAUGUUUGUGUUGCUUCGCUGCUUUUCCAUCGAAAAAGCGAAUAAAAGGAGCAAAACAGUCGCUGACAAUCAACUGGUGACGAGAUAAUUCAGCUUUACGUGUGCACAGCUUAGAAGAACAACCAAGGAUGCAUAAAAUACAGACUGCUCGGCGUAAAGGAAAUGUUCUUAACAAUGAAACACAAACAGUAAAUCGGGAGCGUGCAAAUCAAUGAACCUUCUUCAUCCUUCACGUAGAACAACAGGUGCCUUAAACAUCCUGCCUUAAGGUUUACACUCGCAUCUUACACAACGUUUAAACAUGUAAAUUACUGUUUAUUGAGGUACAAACGUGCAGAUUUUGCUUUGUUUGCAGCAGGGAGGAGAAGAAAAGGUGUUGUAAAUAGUUGGUCUCCUGCUGCUGUUCUGGGACGUUAGACUAGAAAGCGAAGGGACUCGGGGCGUUUCCAGGUGAUGACGACAUAAAGAUGCUGUUUAAAGAAUGUUCUGUUAAACUCGUUUCGUCGCAGGAUCGUGUCUUCGGACUGUGCAGACGGCUAGACUCGUGUUUCCGCGCUGUUUUCGUGGCGAAUGCGCUACAGGGCUCCUCCGUCGUUCCUCCUCAGCGUGGAGCAGCUCCAGCAGGAAACAGACACAUCUUUAAGCAAUAACGAUUGACGACGAUCAAUUACUUCGAUAUGUGCAUUUGGUUUGUUUUUUUUCUUUACUGUCAAAUCAGCAGGACAGUUUUCAGAUUUAUCUCUGUCCUGUGUUUGUGCAUUUUGCUGUACAUAGAAGACAAACUGUAAGGAAUUUGGGUUUAUUGUUAAAAAAAAAAAAAGAAAAGAAAAGAAAAAGACUCUUGAACUGAUUUAUUUUAUUUUUACAGUUUGUUAUUUUACUGGAGAAUGUGAAAUUUUCUGUGUUUAAGUCGGACCUGAUUUGUAAGAUGAACAAGAUUUAAUAAAAACUCAGAGUUGAA
Molecule: messenger RNA, 4594 nt
Organism: Stegastes partitus (bicolor damselfish)
Lineage: Eukaryota; Metazoa; Chordata; Actinopteri; Pomacentridae
Gene: sack1c
Product: family with sequence similarity 83 member C
Exons: 5
Coding region: 358-2190 (610 amino acids)
Biological process (GO): signal transduction
Molecular function (GO): protein kinase binding
Source: RefSeq, a predicted model, not a curated record